AUGGAAGAGUACAGCAAAUAUUAUCUUAAUCAAAUGAUGACACACCCAAAAGAUAGAGAACGAGAGUACUUUGACCAUCUUCAUCAGUUGAGUGUAAAACCAAGUGAAGAGAUUUUAAUUAAUUUCUAUCAUUUUCUUAAGAGAUAUUUAAAAGUCAUAUCACCUCUUAUUGUCUCAUCUUAUGUUAUAGAUUUUUUAAUUACUUUCUUAGUUGAUUAUCAGAAAUAUGUGUUAAAAAUAUUUAUGUUAUUUUCUUCUCAACGAAGUGCAUGUUCAAGAAUGUUAUAUCUUCGAUUACCAACAAUACUUUUACAAACACCUUCAACAAAAGCAGUCAAUUUAUUAAAUAAAUUAUUAUCGUCAUCUUCUUCUUUCGAAAUCUUUACUAAUCCUUCUUCAUCAAAAACAAAAUUUGUUAAUGACUUAAUGAUAUUAUGCCCAUCUUAUCUUUAUCCUCAACCAAUGUCUUCAGACAAAAUACUUCAAUCAAGUUAUCAUGCAUGGAGAUAUAUAGCACUUACUGGGAAUGCAUCUUUAAUUCCAGCUAUUGAUACAUUUCCUACUGAUACUGCUUUUGUAAAUGAACAAGUAUUAAUUAAACAAUUGUAUGAAGUUACCCAAACAGGAAAAACAGAACCAAUUGAUAAUGUUAUUCACGUAUUAUAUUCUCCUGAUGGGAUUAUUUUAUUAAGAGAUAGACAACUUAUUCAAACAAUAAGAUUUAUUUUUGACAAGUAUCCAACUCAUGAAAUAAUUACACAAAAAUGUGUUGAAGCUUUAGAACUUGCUGCAGUUGAUUAUCAUUGUUUAAUAUCAAUGUUUAAUGAAAAUUUCUUAACUAAAUUUGAACACUAUCUUCGAUUAUUCUCAAAUAGUGAAAUAAUUAUUUCAAAAAUACUUAAUAUUCUUUGUUAUAUGUGUAGUACCGAUGCAUUAGUUUCCUUUGUAAAUCAAUCAGAGUUAUUAUCUACUCUAUUUCCACAAAAUCGAGAGAAAAUAUUACAAUUUCCAUCUUCAUUAUUAAUUAGAAGGAAAUUAGUUCUUAUUGCCUUUCAAUGUCUUCAAUCUAAAGUAAUUAAACCAGAAUGUAUUGUUCCAAUUAUUGAUUUAACAGAUACAGAAUUAUAUGAUUUAACUAUUCCAUUAAGUUCAUUAUUGACAAUUAAUAAUUGCAAUGUUCUUCUUGAAAAAACAAAAGAAGUUAUAAAAAAUAUUUUAAUACAAGGAUCUGAGAGUACAGUAUUAAUAGAAAGUUCAUUAUAUUUUUUAGUCAAAACACAAAUUGAUAGCUCAUUUAUUCCAAAAGAAAAGUUAAUUAAAUAUCAAAGUUCAAUGGAUUUUAAUAUUCAUUCAUUAUCUAAUCAAAUUAUUAAUUCAAAGUAUAACAAUAAUAACAUCUUAUCAUUAUUAUCUAUUCCAAUUGCAAUUGACUCAUCAAAUAUUUUUCAAUUCUUAACAUUAUAUUCUUGUCUUUCAAAUAUUCUCAUUACUGGAAUUUCACCAUCUCAUCUUGAUGAAGUAUUUUCUUCUAUUAUUGAACAUUUCCCAAUGACUAUUUUUUCUUCAACUAAAAUCUCACUUUCAGAAAAGUAUAUUGCCGCAAGUAAUUUAAUUACUUUUAUUCUUAAUAUUCAAAAGAAUUAUUCUAUCUCUGAACAAGUAACAGAACUUUGUUUUAGUAUAUUACUUUUAUUAAUUAAAUCAAAUCCUAAUUUUAGGGAACUAUGGUUUGAACAUUCUGGACAUAUUUAUCUCUUAAAACAACUACCAAAAUAUUCCACAUUACAAUUACUUCAUGAAAUAUUAAAAUCAAAAGAAAUUUGUUUUGAAUUAGUUAAUCCAAGUAAUAAUAAUGACCAAUUAUUAGAAGACCGUUUUCUUGAUUAUUUAAAUGACUCUACAAUAGAUAUAGCUUCCUUAGUUAAGUGUAUAGAAAAUAUUAUGAACGAAAUUUCUCAUUCUAAGUUAAAUGAAUUAGCUUCUUCAAUAGUAAAAAGAACAGAAGAGUUGAUUGUUUCUGGGAAUAAUGAUAUUUCAAUAUAUAUGUCCAUCUUUCAAUUUAUUAAGAAGGCAGUUGAUUGUUCUUCUUUAGUUUGUGAAAGGGGUUUUAUAAAUACAAUAAUUCAAAUGCUCUUUUCAUGUAAAAGUACUAAAUUAAAAAAAGUAUUAAUUGAUGUUUGUGCAUCAAUUUAUAAUACUGUUCCAACACUGAUAAGAAGUUUAUUAAAUAAAAAUAAAUUAUUAGAAUUAAUUACAGAAAAUGAUGCUGAUCAAGAGUUUUAUUGUGCUGCCACACGGUGUAUUGCUAUUAUGUCAAAAUCUGAAAGAGUUGUAAAAUCAAAAAUUGAAAUUACAAGUGAAGUGAAUAAAGUAAUUAUUCAAGAAAGUAAUAGCCAAGUAUCAUUUACUGAUUUAAUUAAUCCAACAAUAUUAAUGGUUCCUGUUGGUAAUAUCAAUGAUUUUGUUUUUGUUAAAGCUGUAGAAAAUAUUCAAGGUUAUGAAAGAGAAUUUAAAAAGAAAUUUGACCUUCCUGAUAUGUUACCUUCAUAUAAAUUUAUAAAGACGACAUGGGACUUAUUUGUUAAAGAUAUAAAUAAAGUUGUCUAUGCUCAAAUGAUUUAUGGAGUUAUUGAUUGUUCAACGUUAAGUGAUAAAGAUGUUAUUAAUUCAAUUACUAUGUUUCAUGAAUGUGUAACAUUAAACUGGGAAGAAAGUAUUGGACAUUUAGCAUUAUUAUUAAAUUUACCACAAUCAUCACAAUUAUUUAAAACAGAACUAAAGAGUGAAAUUAAGUCAUUACUAUUUGUUGUAGAUACUUUAAAUCCAACUUCAAUUAAUUCAAUUCUUGUUCACACGGAAAGUACAAUAAACACAUGGUGUGAUAAUAAUAAACCACUUCGUCCUCAUUUUAAUCCAAUCUUUUCUAAAAAGAUUCCACCUCUUUUAUAUCUUUCAUGUGCACAAGCUAAUUUAUAUAAAAAGAAUUGGGAUAAUGCCUAUCAAAUGUUUCUUGAUUCAAUAAAAGCAUAUAAAGUACAAUCAUUGUAUAAUGGUAAAUUUUUUACUAAAAGUGUUAUAGGAUUUGUUGCAUCAAUUAUGUUAGAUCCUAUUAAAAGAAAUCUUCAACAAUAUACUAAAGAAUAUGAAGAGGCUAUUAAAGAAGCAAUUAAAUUUAUAGAUAGUUUAGAUUUGGGUCAUUAUUAUUGUAAAGAAUUAUUAUUCUAUCAAGCUCAAUAUUAUCUUAAACAAAAAGUAUAUCAAAAAGCACAACAAAUUAUUGAAGAAAUUGAUUCUAAACACCAUGAAAAAAUUAGUAAAACAGAAGAUAUUAUUUCUGCUUUAAUGUUUGACUCAUUAUUAAAACAACUUAAAAUGAAUCAUCACAGGCAAUAUAUUCUAUAUUCAAUUACAGCUUAUAAAAGCCAAAUCAAAUCAUUUGAUAUUUAUUGUGUUGAUGAAUUAGCAGAAUUACUUGGAGUUAAUGAUUUAGAAAAAUUAGAUUUAGAAUAUGAAAAACAAAUACAACGCCCACAUCUUAUUAUGGAAAAUAAAGUACAAUGGUCAACAUUAAGAGCUUACGUCAUUAUGAAAAAAGUUAUGUUAAGAGAUAUUUAUGAUGAGACUAUGGCUAAAUUAUUAUUAAGAUUAUUAGCAUAUUUCCACGAACAUGUAAGUGAGACUGAUCAAAUAGAAAGUAUUAAUAGGUUGGAUUUAAUUUGUAAAGCUAUUGGAGGUCCUGUUUAUAUUUCUUCAAACCUUCCAUCAAUUCCUGUUAUUGAAAGUAUUAGUUUAAGUACUAUUAAAGAUAAUGAAAAAAUAAGAAGUAGAAAAGUUGAGAAAUCAAUAUUCAUUUAUGACCCAUCAAUGCCAAAGAAAAUUCCUAUUGUUUGGAGUUCAAAUGAGACUUCAUUUAUUACAAUUAAAAUGAGUAAUCCUUUAUAUCCAAUGUUAAAUGUUGAUAAUAUAACACCAUGGUGUGAAGGAGUUGAAAUAGAAACACAUUUUAAAUGUGUAGAUAUUAUGUCUACUUCCUCUAUUACAUUUGAAUAUGCAAUUACACCUAAAGCUUCAGGAUUAUUAAAAAUUUAUGGUUUAGAAUUCGAUUGUUGUUCAUUACAUUUUAAAUCAGUUCCAAUAGGAUUUAGAUGUAAAAAAGAAUUAACUCCAUGUUGUAUUGUUCCUGUUGUACAUAAUGUGCCACGAUUAAAAAGUGCUCCAGGAACAUUUUUAUCAAAAGCAAUUUCAUUAUUCCCUGGUCAAACUAAUGAAAGUAAAUUAGAAUUAAUUAAUGAUGGAGAUUUAGCAGUAAAUUGGAUUAAUUUUAAAGUUAAAGACGAUGACUCAACUCAUCUAACUGAGGUUACUGUUUCUAAACCAUUACAAGAUAUUCUCCCUAUCUUACCAAACCAACGUGUUGAAAUUCCUUUAGCUAUUUCUGCACGUGGAGAAUUAUCAAAUAUUAAUAUUGAAAUAAAUUAUGCUUCUUCUUCAACUGCUCGAUUUGGAAGAACAUUUUCUAUUCCAAUUAAUGUUAUUGUUAGUGUUGGUUUACUUAUUGAUAAAUGGGAAAUUAUUCCAAUAGAGGAAAUGUUAUUAGUAUCUUGUGUUGUAUAUAACCCAUCUGCUUUUUCUUUUACUGUUAAAAUGAUGCCAAAUCCUCAAUGGAAUGUUGAUGAUUUCUUUGUUCAAGAACGUCGUGAAACCUUUUCUGAAUCACAGAGUAGAAGAAGGUUAUUAGUUGCUGUAAAAAAACCAUCUUAUACUUUAACACCUAAAAAUGCUGCUAAAUGGAUAAAUGAAGUUAUCUCUAUUAGAUGGAUUUCUUCUUCAGGAUGUGAUGGAACAAUAUCUAUUGCAGAAUCAGAAACUGUGGCUGUUAAUACUUCAAAUUAA
Entamoeba dispar SAW760 is the source of this 4893-nucleotide messenger RNA. RefSeq lists its product as uncharacterized. The record is from RefSeq and is a predicted model, not a curated record. Bases 1 to 4893 code for a protein of 1630 amino acids. Gene Ontology annotation, cellular component: trans-Golgi network. Lineage: Eukaryota; Evosea; Mastigamoebida; Endamoebidae. The transcript has a single exon.